CACACCCUUCCUUCCAGCCUCCUCCGUCUGUAACCCGCCGGAAUAUUCACCAAAAAGCUUCAAUUUUUCACAAUCUUUUCGUCCAAAGAUUUGAUUUUUCGGAUCCGUUUAUCGCGAAUUUUGGAUCGUAUAUAUAGAGAUGUCGAUGCCUUCAACGUAUUGGUGUUAUAGAUGCAAUAGGUUUGUGAGGGUUUGGAGCCAGGGUUCGGUGGCGUGUCCGGAUUGUAACAGCGGGUUUGUGGAGGAAAUCGACAAUUCGAACCGAUCCUCCGCCUUGGAUUCUCAGCGGCGGCGUUUUCCGUCGUCGGCGAUGUUCAUGAUGCGGAAUUUGGAUCGGAGCUCCGGGUCGGGUUCCGGGUCGAGUCCGCGGCUCCGGAGGAGCCGAAGGAAUGGUUGGGACCGUUCGCCGUUUAAUCCAGUGAUUGUUCUCCGAGGGCCGUCGGACGGCGGCGGCGAAGGGGGUGGGGGAGGGAGGGGGUUUGAGUUGUACUAUGACGACGAGGCGGGGGCGGGAUUGAGGCCGUUGCCGGCGAGUAUGUCGGAAUUUUUACUCGGGUCGGGUUUCGACCGGUUGUUGGAUCAGUUGACCCAAAUUGAGGCGAACGGAAUCGGAGGGAUCGAGAAUCCGCCGGCGUCGAAAGCGGCGAUCGAGUCAAUGCCGACGAUCGAGAUCGCCGAUUCCCACAUCUCCACCGAAUCUCACUGCGCCGUUUGCACGGAGCCCUUCGAGGUCGGAAACGACGCUCGCGAAAUGCCCUGUAAGCAUCUAUUCCAUUCCGAUUGCAUUCUCCCCUGGCUUUCCAUGCGUAAUUCCUGCCCUGUUUGUAGACACGAAUUGCCCCCAGACACUAGAAACCCUAGCGACUCCAUUAGGCCCUCAUCAGAUCCCCAAAACGACGAAGAAACUGUAGGGUUAACAAUUUGGAGGCUCCCCGGCGGCGGUUUCGCCGUGGGGCGCUUUUCCGGGACUAGAAGAGGCGGGGAAAGAGAGUUCCCCUUAGUCUACACUGAAAUGGACGGUGGAUUCAACAACAAUGGAGUUCCCAGGAGAAUCCCCUGGGGCUCUAGGGGCAGUCAAUCACAGCAAAAUGGCGGUUUCAGAAGAGCUUUCUUUAACCUAUUCGCGUGUUUCGGUAGAGUUGGCUCAUCACAUUCCAAUUCUAGUUUAGGUUCUAGGAUAACUCGAAGGAGUAGUAGUUCACUCUCGACAAGAAGGCGCAGGGGCUGGAGUUUCGGGGCGAAUGAUGAACCUCAAAGAUGGUGAUCUUCGCGGGAGAGACAAUCCAUAAUCUCUCCCGAGAUGUAAAUAAGUAGAUAAUGAGAUAAUGAUAAUGCAAUAGCGAGUCUUCUGUGGCACAUUGAUGGCUAGAGUACUUAUUAGUACCUGCUGGGGAUACCGAUUAACCACAAACAUACGUUGCAGAAGAGGUUUAGAAGUGAUGGUUAGUACGUACUGGGGAUAAUUAACAACGAACUUUCGUGUUGAAGCUGCAGAAGGGGUUUAGAAGUGAUGGUUAGUGCAAUAGUACCCGCUGGGGAUACUGAUUGACCACGAAUAACUUUCGAAUGUGAGAAGGUUUAGCAGUGAUGGAUGACUUCAAAAACGAAAGAAUCUAAGGGUUAGCUCUGGCGCCUCGGAAGAAGAAGGUACGGACUUUGCAAUUAGCUAGGAGUCGUUGUUAACCUGCGUUAUUCUUUUCUUUGAUGAUCCCGCAUGAUGCUAGGCCUUGCCUUUCAGCUUUAAACGUUUUCUGUGUCGCGUAAUUGAAUCCUUACGAAGGGUGAUAAAACUUUAUGAUUAUAGCUUUAAAUUGAAUGAUCUUUGGUGGAGCAUGACAAGAUGACAUCUUCAUUCAUACUUUUUAGAUUCUUUUAGUUGCUGGAGAAAGUGUAUUCUUUUUUUUUUGUUUUGGGUACCUUAUCUUUUCAUUUUUGGAUUAAUAAUGUAACUUGAGUUUAUUGAUCAGUUUGCAUGAUGGGGUUUCUUUAGAACUGAAAAUAGUGUAUUUAUCAGUUUGCAUGUUUGAAGUUUUGUUCUUGUUGUAGUUGAAGUUGAAUGAAGGUUCACAUUCUUUUUCCCACCCAACAAA
Messenger RNA from Ipomoea triloba (trilobed morning glory), 2090 nucleotides. RefSeq names its product E3 ubiquitin-protein ligase RDUF1-like. Gene Ontology annotation, biological process: protein ubiquitination. The record is from RefSeq and is a predicted model, not a curated record. The transcript has a single exon. Gene Ontology annotation, molecular function: ubiquitin protein ligase activity. The coding region runs from base 140 to 1264 and encodes 374 amino acids. Lineage: Eukaryota; Viridiplantae; Streptophyta; Magnoliopsida; Solanales; Convolvulaceae. Gene Ontology annotation, cellular component: cytoplasm.